This is a messenger RNA of Periophthalmus magnuspinnatus, 3524 nucleotides long. Its product is annotated as fibulin-2-like. Bases 49 to 3456 code for a protein of 1135 amino acids. Gene Ontology annotation, cellular component: extracellular region. Gene Ontology annotation, molecular function: calcium ion binding. Lineage: Eukaryota; Metazoa; Chordata; Actinopteri; Gobiiformes; Gobiidae. The transcript has 18 exons. The record is from RefSeq and is a predicted model, not a curated record.
CCAACUUUACGCACAAGUUUCCCGGUGAGGAGAGGGGCACAAGGCAGCAUGAAGCGUCUAAAGACUCUCGUCCUCGUGUUGUCCCUUUAUCUGGAUGUGUCCUACGCCCAGAGAGACUGCACCGGCGUGGACUGUCCCGUUUUACGCCACUGUAUCGAGACUAGAUUAGAGACGGGAGCCUGCUGCCCCACCUGCGCACAGAGGGGCUGCACCUGCGAGGGUUAUCAGUACUACGACUGCGUCCGGGCGGGCUUCCGACAGGGGAAAGUCCCAGAAGGAGAGUCUUACCUCGUAGAUUACGGAAGUACAGAAUGCUCUUGUCCCAACGGAGGAGGGAACAUCAGCUGCCGUUUUAUCCCUUGUCCCGCAAUCCCCCCGAACUGCGUCGACGUCCUGAUGCCCCAAGACGGAUGCCCCCAGUGCGGUCGCGUUGGCUGCGUCCACGGAAACAAAAAAUACGACGCGGGGCAUUCGUUCCAGAUCGAAAGCUGUCAAGUUUGUCACUGUCCGAACGAAGGAGGGAGUCCGAUGUGCUCUAUCGUCCCGGGUUGCGUCAAGGAAAACAAUGGCGCUUUGAGAGACGUUAGUCAGACGAAACGCCGCGAAUCUGCGUCCAAUUUUGGAAACACACUACCUUUGUACAAGCCAGGCCCACCCAGUUUUGGCACCGGCGGUUCUGACUACGCAUUGGCACAUCCAACGUCUUCCACUCAAAACCUGGAACGACCGCCGGAAUCUACUACAUUACCACCGACUCGCCGAGAAUCAACCUCCAAUUCGGAUGACGAGCGGAGACGUGAACUCGAGCAGACACAUGGCAGGCCCAAUCCGGAGCAAAGCGGCCAGGGAAAAGUAUCACGUAACAUAAAUCCGACGGUUAGCGAGGCCCACAAAGAGUCACUUCAAACGGGCCAAACCUCACAAGGGAAGACCGCGGCGAGCCACAGACCGCAGCAGCACGGCGCAGACAGAACGUCAAGACACAACGGCGAAAGGAACAACUCCACACGCGCGAGUAAGGCGAGCAGGAACGCCGCCAAAAACACGAAACACAGCCAGAACAGACACCAAUCUGUCAAGAACCAAGAGCAAGAGGAAAGGCCCUAUCCCGCAAUACAGUUCAGCCCCACCAGCAAGGCUCCCGUCCGGAUGAGUGACUUUGGAGAGCAGCCGAAAAGACUGGCCCAGACGCUUCAUAACGCUGAGGAUGGAGAAGCGUCUUCAGGUCGGCUGCUGAUGAGCUGCUGUGAAACUGGGGAGAACUGGGCCUUAACGAACGGACACUGUGAUAACAUGGACCCUCCCGCUCUGGACCGCCACGCCAUCUGCUGGGCGUCCCAACUGCAGUGCUGCCUGGGAACCCUCCAAGAGCAGCGGUGCCUGUCCGGAGUGAAGGCGGCCAUGACCGGAGCGACGUGUGAACGGGACGCCGCCGCCGCUGACAAAUGCGCAGUCGGCUCUUUCAAGGAGUGCUGUAGCUGUUGUUCUCUGGGGCUCCUCGUUCGUGCUGAGGGUCUGUCCUGCGACGCUCACCCUGCUCUGGGCUCACGCUGCAGCCACAUAUUCCAGACCUGCUGUGAGGAGCGCAGCGUCUGGCAACCCGUCAGAGAACGACCCGCUCUGGACCCCACUGCGCCGCCCAAAAGAGUGUCCGACAGUCCGGCGUUCCCCAAAGAGGCCUUCUCUCUGGGGCAGGGCGAGGUCGGGGACAACGCGGUGGAGAGUCCCGUGGAGGUGGAAGACGUGAACGAGUGCGACAUCCACAAAGACAUCUGUCAUCACAAAUGUGUCAACACGCCGGGCUCGUACCGCUGCGAGUGUUUCCCCGGAUACACGCUGCAGGACGACGGCAUCCGCUGCGCCGCAGAGACCGUGGACGACCAGAACAGACUGAAGGAGCACGGCGGCGAGUCCACGUUACCUCUGCCCCCCACAGCGCCCCCUGCCCCACGCCCGUGUGAAGAAAACAACCCCUGUGAGCAACAGUGCACCCCGGUGGACGGAUGGCCUCACUGCUCCUGUUUCCCUGGGUUUGCUCUGGCGAUUAAUAGAUUCUCCUGUGAAGACAUAAAUGAAUGCCUGUCGGCGCAGGUCUGCCAGCUGAACGAGCGCUGCGUGAAUACAGCCGGGAGUUUCAUCUGUCAGAGACGCAUCACGUGUCCCGCGGGCUACGACAUCAUCAACGACAUGUGCGAGGAUAUAAAUGAGUGUGUGCAGGGCGUCCAUGGCUGUGGUCCUGAGUUUGACUGUGUGAACACAAUGGGCUCGUUCAGGUGUAACCCCAAACCCCAGUGCGCCCCGGGAUUCAGCAAAGACCCACAGGGGAACUGUGCAGACGUCGAUGAGUGUUCUUUGAGCCAGCCAUGUGGUCCGAGCUUCAGCUGCAUCAACACGGUGGGGUCCUACGUGUGCAACAGGAAGAUUAUCUGCAGCCGCGGGUAUCACUCGAGUCCGGAUGGGUCCAGAUGCGUCGAUGUGGAUGAGUGUCAGAGCGGCCUGCACAGAUGCGGGGAGGGUCAGCUCUGUCACAAUAUGGCCGGGUCGUACCGCUGCGAAUGCCAGACGGGAUACCAGUACGACUCGUUCAGGAGGAUCUGUGUAGAUAUAAACGAGUGCUGGCGUUACCCGGGGCGACUGUGUGCCCAGACCUGCGAGAACACCCCGGGGUCCUACCACUGCUCGUGUACUGCGGGUUUCCGCUUAUCCGGCGACGCCAAGAACUGCGAAGACGUGAACGAGUGUCUGUCCAGCCCGUGUGGUCAGGAGUGCUCCAACCUGUACGGCUCCUACCAGUGCUACUGCAACCAGGGGUACUUCCUCAGAGAAGACGGACACUCCUGCGACGACAUAGACGAGUGUUCGCGGAGCAUCGGUCAUCUCUGCACCUACAAGUGUGUGAACGUCCCGGGCAGUUACCAGUGUGCCUGUCCUGAAUACGGGUACAGCAUGUCCCCAAAUGGACGCUCCUGCAGAGAUAUCGACGAGUGCACCGCUGGAACCCACAACUGCUCGCUGUCUGAGACCUGCUACAACGUUCAGGGAGGAUACCGCUGCCUCUCGUUCGACUGUCCCCAAAACUACAGAAGAGUGUCCGACACCCGCUGCGAGCGCAUGAGCUGCCCCGACUACCUGGACUGCCAAACGUCUCCCCUCCGCAUCACCUACUACUACCUCAGCUUCCAGUCCAACAUCGUCAUCCCGGCUCAGAUCUUCCGAAUCGGACCGUCCCCCGCUUACUCCGGGGACGACGUCAUUGUCAGCAUCAUCCGGGGCAAUGACGAGAACUACUUUAGCACCCGUAAACUUAACACCUACACGGGUGCGGUGUACCUCCACAGACAGGUGGAGGGGCCUAGGGACUUCCUCAUCACCGUGGAGAUGAAACUGUGGCGUCAGGGGACUUUCACUACGUUUCACGCCCGGAUCUACGUCUUCAUCACCGGAACAUUGCUCUAACGGCACUGAAGAUAUGGACUUUAUAGACAAUAGUAACGCAGACUUUUGACUAUUUAACUAUAUCUAAU